Mauremys mutica (yellowpond turtle) is the source of this 2552-nucleotide messenger RNA. RefSeq names its product major facilitator superfamily domain containing 6 like (gene MFSD6L). The transcript has 4 exons. The coding region runs from base 340 to 2346 and encodes 668 amino acids. NCBI's taxonomy places the organism in Eukaryota, Metazoa, Chordata, Testudines, Geoemydidae. Gene Ontology annotation, cellular component: membrane. The record is from RefSeq and is a predicted model, not a curated record.
UCGCUGCUGAGGCCGCCGCGCGUGGUCCGUGGGGUCGGGCGGGAGCCAGGCCCGGCCCCCUGGGCAGGUGUCAGGAGGGGCGCGAGCGAGGGCCCGCCCUCCGCAGGUGCAGGAGGCGGGGCCACGCCCGCGCAGGUGACGCGUGCGCAGUGCGUGGCCGGGGUGAGCCCGUACGGCGGCGCGCGUGAGGAGCUGGCCCCAACCCUCAGUGAUGUAAGUGUCACCAGAUUCAGACUCUGUCAUGCACACUCUGCUUCCUGAUCCCAGCACCAUAGAAAUAUUGUGAAAAUUCAAGACAGUGUACGGUGAGGAUUUGUUAAAGGAAAUUUCAGAGUUUACAUGGAGCGCCAGGUCCCUUUCGGAAAGCAUGCAACCGAAGCCAUGAGUACAAAUAAACAGUGGGAUGUUAACAAAGCGCUAGCUGUUGCCAGCCUCUUUCAUUUUGUUUCCAGUGCAGGAAAUGCCUGUGUGAUUCCAUUUUUAACUCUUUACUUCCGGCAGCUGGGGCUGACUGCCCCUUUAGUAGGUAUUAUCAUUGGAAUUAAGCACUUAAUAUCAUCUCUCUGGGCUCCACUAUGCUCCUACUUUGCAAAGAGCCAGAGGAAAAGGAAAGUUCUCAUUACUGGAUCAUUGCUGUGUUCAGUGGGAACCGGUUUGCUGCUUACACUUGUCCCGCCUUUGAGCAAGGAUGUCAUGUACAAAUAUUGUAAUCUAAGCCAGCAAUCAAGUAGCUUAUUGAAUUCAGUUGAGGUGCCAGACAUGAGUCUGAACAAUCUGAGUGCUGCAAAUCCCAGUACUGUUACCAAUAAAGAAAUGGUGUCUGCAGAAACACUAAGAACAGCUACAAAUGUUUUGGUGACGAGUGGAAAGCCACCGCUAACAAGUUCAGCUUUCCAAGAGUUGUUUACCUUUACAGAUGCACAGAAGAAGAAUGGUAAAAUAACUGGUGAAGUGGGUAUAACUGCAGACCAUUACAAUAAUAGGCCUUCUGGCAAGAUAGCUGCUUCUAUGAAUGCAAUUAACCAGAUGAUACAAGAACUUGAGACACUCACUUCAAAUGAAACACCAAUCCAUGGGCUUGAGAAGGAGACCAAAACUCCAGACGCUGGGCUGCUGAAUGUGAAUAGUAAUCCUGAGAAAAACCUUUCUAUUGGUGGAAGUACUGAAUUUUCUUUACUUCAAACAAACUUUCACCCUGCUGGUCGAGCUGCUUAUGUUUUUGAAAAUCUGUCAAGUCACUGGGAGAAAGUUCGGGAUGUCAACUUUGAGCUCCUACAAGAUAUUAACUUUCUUGACCGUGAGCACCAGAUUUUUCUCAUGGUGCUAGGUGCUGUUGUGUUUUGGGAGCUGUUGGCUGCACCUCUCGAAUGGAUGGUUGAUGACAGUCUUUAUGAAUAUCUUGACUUUGUUGAUGCAACUGACCGAUAUGGGAAGCUUUGGAUUUGGAGUUAUUUGGGUGCAUCUGGAGGAGCCUGCGGUAUCACCAUAUUUGUAGAUCAGCUGAACUGCUUCCUCAGUGCUAAAAUCUCUCGUUUCGCUGUGCACUUCUAUGGCUAUGCCGUACUCAUCACACUCACAUUGCUCAUCAGUGUCUUUCUUCCUAUUCAUGUUUCCAAGAAAACAGAGCAUGUGAACAAAACUGUCAAAGCUCUGAACCUCAUUGGAAGUGAUGGCCGAACAAUUCUCUCUGCUGUCACCGUCUUCCUUACAGGAGUCAUUGGAUCUACUGUGCAGAAUUUUCUCUUCUGGCAAAUGCAGGACCGAGGCAGCAGUGAAUUAUACAUGGGUCUCUCGGUGGCUAUUGGACUGAUUGCUGAAAUUCUGCUUUAUGUCUUCAGAAGCAAGUUACUAAGGGCUCUCUCAAGUAGUGGUACUGUUGCACUGAGUUUAAGCUGCCUUUCAGCACAGCUUCUGUACUAUUCGUUCCUAUGGAAUGCGUGGUCAGUACUGCCUAUUCAGAUGUUGUGUGCCUUCAGCAAUGGUGCCUUAUGGUGGGCAGUUAAUAUGUUGGUUGACGAUGUAGCCAGUCCUGGGACAGAGAGAGCUCUGCAUAUUGUCCUCCAGGGCCUCUCAUAUGGCUGUGGAGCUAGCCUAGGAAGCUUUGCAGGCGGAUUUGUUGUGAGCAACUUUGGCUUGGCAGUUCUGUACAGGGCAUGCUCUGUAAGUUUGGCACUGUGGUUAAUCUUGUUCCUGAUUGUCCAGUCUAAGUUGCCUCGGCAGAAAAAAAUUAAUUAUUCUCGUCUCCUGGCUGCAGAUCCUAGUGAUGAGAGUGACUCUGACGAGGAGAAGGAAAGAGACUGGCUAGUGAAAGCUAUGAAAGAUGAGAACUUCAGUAGGAAUUGGUAACAUAAUCAUAUUUGAUCAGCUGUUCUGCAGUAGAACAAAUUCAGAGUACAAAGGUGAAAUUAUUAGGCAGGGAGGAAAGAAAUGCCCAGGAAUUACUAAUCAUUCCUAAGUGAUGGAAUAUACAGUGUACAUAUUUGCUUGGAAAGCUGUGUAUCAAGACCAUGUUUUAUAAAUCUUUUAUUUUCUUAAGAUUAAUUUAUAGUAAA